This is a messenger RNA of Diaporthe batatas, 944 nucleotides long. RefSeq lists its product as uncharacterized. NCBI's taxonomy places the organism in Eukaryota, Fungi, Ascomycota, Sordariomycetes, Diaporthales, Diaporthaceae. The record is from RefSeq and is a predicted model, not a curated record. The coding region runs from base 72 to 944 and encodes 290 amino acids. The transcript has 2 exons.
AAGUUCACUGCCCAAACCACCGCAUCCAGUUCAACGUGCCGGCUUAGCGUACCUAGGUACCUUCUCAAGAUAUGAAUGUCACUGGCACUGAGCGUACCCGCCUGGGAAAUGGGAGACAGCCCUACUCUCCGGCUUCUCAGAUCGGCUCCAGGGAUAAAGGCGUUGCAUGGUACGACAAGACCUUCUCGGGGGUCCCCAAGGAUGCCCGCGAGCUGCUCGAAAAAUACUCACACAUUCCUCCCGAUGAAGUUGAGCCUCAUGUGCUGGCGAUAAGGGACAAGGCAUGGGAGAUCUAUCCCUACCCCUGCAUUGGACAAUUCAAGUUCCUCGCCCUCAGAAUCUACGAGCAGCCAUCGUACACCGCCGUGGUGCGCCGCCUCAAGCAGGGCGCAAAGUACCUCGAUAUCGGAUGCUGCCUAGGGCAGGACAUCCGCAAGCUCGUGAUGGACGGCGCGCCGGCCGAGAACCUCUACGGCGCCGAGCUGCACGCACCGUUCAUCGACAUCAGCUACGAGCUCUUCCGCGACCAUCGGAUAGGCGCGACCUUCAUGGAGGCAGACGCCUUGGACAUCUCCGCGGACAGCCCCCUCGCCCAGCUCAAGGGCGAGGUGGACUUUGUCCAUCUCGGCAUGGUGCUGCACGUGUUCGGGCGGGAUCAUCAGCGCGCACUCCUCGAGAAUUGCAUCUCGCUGCUGAAGCCCGAGUCGGGCAGCAUGAUCCUUGGUACUGCGGUUGGGCACGUAGAGGGAUUGCAGGCGCCCGCUGGCCACUUUCUGCAGAGCGACAAGACUUUCAAGGCGAUGGUAGCAGACAUCUCUGAGCGAACGGGGGUCAAAUUUGACUGUAGGGUGUCUUUGGAUGACGGGCUUGCAAUCCUAGAGAACAAGGACAAAUCCGGCGUUGACAGGGCUCAACGACUGAUGUUCGAGGUUGAGAGGCUGUAA